This is a messenger RNA of Orbicella faveolata, 2935 nucleotides long. RefSeq lists its product as uncharacterized. NCBI's taxonomy places the organism in Eukaryota, Metazoa, Cnidaria, Anthozoa, Scleractinia, Merulinidae. The record is from RefSeq and is a predicted model, not a curated record.
ACUCAACUUAGAACUUCCGGUAUAACGAACUAUUUAUAUUUCAUAUCUGGUCCUAUUAGGUUAAGCAAUAAAACGUUUCUGGGCAUACUGAGAAAUACUCUUCAGUUUUUUUUUUAUUUAAAACUGUUAAAGCUUUCCGAUGUUCGGUGAAAUCGGAUGCAACCUUGCGUGAAUCCCUCCUCCUGGGUAGCGUGAUUUGUCACACGCUUAGAAAUAAACCUGACGGUUCGCUAAGCUUGGGUGUAUCUUGGAUACAAGGUCAACUAUUGUGCUGCUUUUCGUUAAAAGAACUCUCAAGUAGUCCAUUGUUUACUCCACUGAAGCAGCCUCUAAGCUCUCUAGCAUUCGAUUACAUGCAAAUCGUCUUAUUAACAAAUGUACACUCCUGUCUCGUGUUCAAGAAAGUCUUAAGAAGUUUAGUGGAAUGGCUUCCCCGGCAAAACAACCAGGGUCCUCUAUCACGUGUGAGAGUCUUAUCAGAACACGUCGAAUGAACAAGACUGAAUCAUUUCUACUCGAGGAAAGGCUAAAAGUGUUGGAUAGCAAGAAGAAUCAGAAAUAUGCUGAGUUGAACGUGGAGAAACACUCUCUUAAGAAAGAGAUUGAGGAGAUUCGAAGCGUGCGCAAGAAUUCGGGAAUUAGCGCCGAGAGAAGAAAGCUUCUGCGAUCUCAAGGGUACACAAUCGACACGCGCACUGCUGUGAACGAGUCUGGUGACGUGAGGGCUGCCUUCAAAAGAUUGUCGAUGCCAGAAAUUGGCGUUUCCGAUUUGUCUGCAUCAAGAAGCCCGAAAUUAAACACGCAUAAAAGUGAGCCUGUUAUGAAAGCCUUCUCGCAGAUAAACAUCCACGGAUCAGGAGAAAUGGAGAAAGAAAUCACCGGCGGGGAACAGCGAAAGAACUCUAGUGUUAUGACACGGUCCAGAGCGAGGCAUCAGUUCCGUGUUAUCGAGCCACCUUGCCGACCAGGAUCAAGGCGAAAUUUUGUUCAGCUGUCCACCGACAAACUAAAGGAAUUCAAUGAAAAAGAGGAAAAACAAUCGGAAGAAACUUUAUUUGAUCCUAAUGUAAGAGUAGACCAUCGGGGUGUGAUUUUGUCUCCAAGGUUGGCGAAGACUUCGAAGAACACUACUCAAGCAGAGGUGAAAGCUGAUGAGUCACCCGGCCAUACACGUUUGAUACCUAUUUCGGAAAAACAGAUUUGCCAAGACAAACAGAAAAAAACUACGCAAUCAGACCAAAUCCUCUUUGGCCCGGGAAAACAAGCUUGGGCAGAAAAUCUGUAUUUCGAGAAUAAAACCAGAACCGAGGAAAGGUCAAGCUUCCCAGCUGUUGAACAGAAACUCAGAUCAAAUUCGUGUGGCAGCUUUGAUCGUCUAACGGAAGUUCGCGUUUCAGACAGCCCUUCAGACUUCCACGAUAACGAAUCAAUAUCACGCGAUGUGAUCACACCAGGAAGCCCUCAUGUGUAUCGUACGUCAAUCAUAGCGACCAAUAAAGUGCAUUCGACCCCUGAACUGAGACGGAAACAAGUUAGCACCAGGCCACCUGCGCGGGUGGCUUUCGUUGAACCUCAAGAAGGAAUGCCUAAUAUGGAGAGACAGAGUCGUGCUUGUAUUAUUGAGUCACGAGAACCCAAAGUACAACACGUACGUAACGUAGAAACGGAGUCAAGUAACAGCAGGUUGCGAGCCGACUCGUCUGAAUCAAAUGCAAACGAACAGACCCAGUUACCCCGUGAAAAGCCAGCGGAGUUGUGCAAAAAGAGGCGGGUUACAGUACCUCCAGGAAAACUCAGCAUUGCGCCGCCGGAUCACGAAGUCGUUCCAAGCCAAGAAGGAGGUAAAAGUGAACCAAAGAAACUGAGCAGUGCUUCGUUAUCUUCGAAUGUUAGAAAGAAAUCAGUGCUUUCUUCGCAUUCUGAACACCACCCCCAAGAUGAUUUAGUCACAUAUGCCUACGAUGCUCGGCCGGGGCGGUCACUUUGCAAAGGAUAUGUUACAAUGCAGAUGACGGUCAAAGGAAAGCAAGUUAAAGUGCACAUCCCCAGAUUUCCGCACGAUUCUGAAUCUGAGCCGGUUAUUGAGCGUCUUCGUAAGAAAAUUUCUUUUGAUCGGUCUCAGCCGAGAACACUUCAAAAAAAAGAGACAUCAAAUGAAGAGCUUGAAAAGGCAGAGGCUUGAUUAUGAAUUAAGUUUAGUUGUUGGUCUUCCGGCGGCUGGAGAAUAGAUCUACAAAAAAAGUAGCUAUAAGUUGCUGGAGCACAUUCAUCAUUUUGUGUUUUGCUCUGAUAUUGUGUGGCUUAUUUUGAUGCUGCCCCAAGAAAGCUUUGCCUAAUAAAUUGUUGACACAAGAAAGUCACAUUUUCAAUUCUUUGUUUUUACUCUAAUGUGAACUUGUUCCACUAAGGCAAAUAGGUUUGUAUCGAGGAGGAAACAUUUCUCAAGGACAACAUGUUACGACGACACUGAACACAGACCUGAUCAAUUGAAGAAAAUAAAUUUACCUCAUGUUUAGGGUACGGUUGGCUUUACAAUGCGUGGGAGUUUAAUUGAACAAGCGGUUUGUGUCUUAUUAACGUCGAGUUUCUAGAGUUUCUUCGAAUUAAGGGAUUAGUCGAAAUCCGAUUUUUCUGCAUUUGAAGGGCUUAACCCCACCGUAGUAUGGCACCACAAACUGAUUUGUUUACAACUGCAAUUUGCAAUAACUUCAGCAAAGCAUCUUAAGUUGUAUUGUCUAGAGGUUAGCGAAAUAUAAAAAAAAUAAAAUUUUAUAAAAGUCGUAAAACUGGACAUCGUUUCAAAUCAAGAAGACUUCAUCGCGUCGGCCAAUCGCUUAUUGCCCCGCUUACUGCAAUUCGGUAAUUCACUUCAACAAGAAUUUCCCGGGCAGCAACUCCCUGCAAACGUUGCAAAGACUCUGAACUGCCUUUUGUC